Messenger RNA from Amphibalanus amphitrite, 1101 nucleotides. RefSeq names its product probable 18S rRNA (guanine-N(7))-methyltransferase. The transcript is spliced from 7 exons. The coding region runs from base 82 to 915 and encodes 277 amino acids. The record is from RefSeq and is a predicted model, not a curated record. Gene Ontology annotation, cellular component: nucleolus. Gene Ontology annotation, biological process: rRNA (guanine-N7)-methylation. Gene Ontology annotation, molecular function: rRNA (guanine) methyltransferase activity. NCBI's taxonomy places the organism in Eukaryota, Metazoa, Arthropoda, Thecostraca, Balanomorpha, Balanidae.
CCCCACCCUGUAAGCCUGACUUAUUUCAUAGCUGCAGGAGUCAUUGGUUCAGAACUUUGUGACUGAAUACAGCAAUUCAGAAUGUCAGCAUCAGUCCGCAGACCAGAACACAAAGCACCACCAGAAAUUUUCUACGAUGAAAAGGAAGCGAGAAAGUACACAUCCAACACGCGGAUGAUGGAGGUGCAGGAGAAGAUGACGGAGCGCGCGCUGGAGCUGCUGGCGCUGCCGGAGGACGUGCCACACCUGCUGCUGGACCUCGGCUGCGGCUCGGGGCUCAGCGGCGAGACAAUAACCGAGGCCGGCCAGAUGUGGGUCGGCUGCGACAUCUCACCCGCCAUGCUCGACGUGGCCCGGGAGCGGGAAGUGGAUGGGGACGUCCUGCUGAACGACCUGGGCCAAGGCCUGCCGUUUCGGGCGGGCGCGUUCGAUGGAGCCAUCAGCAUUUCGGCACUGCAGUGGCUCUGCAACGCCGACAAAAAGGACCACGUGCCACCCAAACGGCUCUACAAGUUCUUCUCGUCGCUCUACGGCUGUUUGGGCCGGGGCGCGCGCGCCGUCUUCCAGUUCUACCCGGAGAACUCUGCGCAGGUGGAGAUGAUCACCUCCCAGGCCAUGAAGGCCGGCUUCACGGGUGGCCUGGUGGUCGACUACCCCAACAGUACCAAGGCCAAGAAGAUGUUCCUGGUGCUGAUGACGGGCGGCGCGCAGCCGCUGCCGGCCGCGCUCGGAGAGGACGGCCCCGCCAACACGGUCGUCUAUACCAAACGGGACCGGAUGCGACAGAUCCGCGGUAAGCCGCCCAAGAGCUCGCGCGACUGGGUCAAGGAGAAGAAGGACCGCCGUCGCCGACAGGGUAAGGAGGUGGCACGCGACUCCAAGUACACCGGGCGGCGGCGGGCCGGCGGCUUCUGAGGGACGGGAGGGAGGGGAGCGGUGGCCUUGCGUGUGCUGUGUAAUGUAAUGUAUUGCGCCGCGUGCGGUGUCCGAGCGCGAUGUCCAUAGGUCUGCUGACGAAAAGCAGAUGAUUAUGAUGUGUCCGGUGACACGACUUUGCAGAUGUUGACGGUCGCUGCAAUAAUAAAACGGCCGGGUCCUGAU